GCUAUAAAGGGAAGUCUUUCCCUUGACACAACACAACUUUAAACUUCCACCAUUCCACCCCAAUCUUUUCUGUCCAGGAGUCUGCAUCUCAUUUGAACUUUAUCUGCUGUGAUCAGUCACAAUGUCGCUGGUGGCCGAGUUCUUGGGUCAACUCACCCUAAAUGUUGGGGUCGAGCCCACCUACCCCACAGUGUUACCGGCCAGAGACGUUGACCCUGACCGAGAUGCCGCGAGGAUAGAAACAGCCAUCAAAACCAAAGGAGUGGAUGAACAAACCAUCAUCGAUAUCCUAACAAAAAGGACCUACUCCCAAAGAAGAGAGAUUGCAUUUGCUUAUGAAAGGAGAGCCAAGAAGGACAUGAUCUCAGCCCUGAAGGGGGCGCUGUCGGGCUCUCUGGAAUCAGUCAUCCUGGGCCUCAUGAAGAGCCCAUCCCAGUUUGACGCCUCAGAGAUUCGAGGUUCUAUUAAGGGAUUGGGUACAGAUGAAGAGACGCUCAUCGAGCUUGUGUGCUCCCGUAGCAACUCGGAGCUGGUUGAGAUUAAGAGGGUCUACAAGGAAUUGUUCAAAAAAGACGUGGAAAAGGACAUUGCCGGAGACACAUCUGGAAACUUCGGAAAGCUGCUUUUGGCCCUCGUCCAAACCAAAAGAGCCGACCCUUCUGCCAUGGUAGAUUAUGAAAGGAUUGAUCAAGAUGCAAGAGCACUGUAUGAAUCUGGUGUGAAAAUUAAAGGCACUGAUGUCCCCACCUGGAUCUCCAUUAUGACGGAGAGGAGCGUGCCACACCUCCAGAAAGUUUUCGACAGGUACAAGAGCUACAGCCCUUAUGACAUGCAGGAGAGCAUCAGGAAGGAGGUCAAAGGGGAUCUGCAGAACUCUUUCCUGGUUCUAGUUCAGUGCAUUGAAAACAAACAGAUGUUCUUCGCCAACCGCCUGCACGAAGCCAUGAAGAGCAAAGGCGCCAAAGAGAAGGUGUUGACGAGGAUCAUCGUGUCCCGCUGUGAGGUCGACCUGAGGAAGAUCUGCACCGAUUUCAAAGCCCAGUUUGGACAGUCUCUGCAGAGAACCAUAUCUGAGCACACCAAGGGAGACUACCAGAAGGCCCUGCUCAGCCUGUGUGGCCCAGAGGAGUAAAACAGCACCACCAACUGGACAAGAUAGUUACAACUUCAACAAAACGCCUGGACAUGCUACCUUUUAUACCUGUAUAAGUAUUAGUCAUGAUUUCUGUGUAAACAAGAAUUCAAUAAAAACAAUCAUUUGAAGUUAA
This is a messenger RNA of Periophthalmus magnuspinnatus, 1268 nucleotides long. RefSeq names its product annexin A2-like. Gene Ontology annotation, molecular function: calcium-dependent phospholipid binding; cytoskeletal protein binding; phospholipase inhibitor activity. Gene Ontology annotation, cellular component: cytoplasm. The transcript has 13 exons. Lineage: Eukaryota; Metazoa; Chordata; Actinopteri; Gobiiformes; Gobiidae. Bases 122 to 1132 code for a protein of 336 amino acids. The record is from RefSeq and is a predicted model, not a curated record.